CCCCUCACAUGACUUUCACUUUCAAGGCCUUUCUACCCAAUCACAUAACUGAAUCAAACAAAAAACUCAGCCCACGUGCUUAAAGACGCAGCAGCUAUUGGCUUAGGGUAACGAUGCUUAUGGUAGCAUUUUGUGUUCUUUUAUAAGCACUAGAAUUAUAUACUUAAAGCUUCAUUAACAUCGUGGCGAAUUACCUUUAAGUUUGUGCCGGCGCUGUUUUAUUUGUUUGCAUGUUCACAUAGACAUGGUAGACAAAGAAAUCCAAAACAUCGACUUCUCAGGAAGUAACUUCGGAAACAGCCACGAAAGAGCGGUUAUUCCGUCAACAUCGUCUUACGGAACGUUUGUAAACUCAGUCGGAACAUACAGUAAUUCACACCACUCUCGGAUUCGACGUAGUUCCGAUGACAGGGAGAAAGAUUUACUUCUUGAGGCAGAACAUGAGAGACAAUCGCAGCCAUUACACUUUGAUGAAUUGUGGUUCUCGAAUCCUCAAGAGGUGCAUGUGGAUCGUUUGGAGAUUUCAGGAGAACGCGUCGAAGUGCCUAGUUCUUCAGGACCGAUAUCCGUUCCUGAGGAGUCGAUGUCUGCGUGCUCAAAACGUUCUUCUCCUCACAGAAUACAGCUAAAUAAUAAUAAUAAUGGCUUCGAGAAUAACCCCCACCGCUCCAGUUAUUUCGAUAGUCAUGAGGGAUAUUUGGCUUCGAGAUCAGGGGCGGAAUAUGGUGCGACAAGUGAUCCUGUGUUUUCUGCUACUGAAGAUACUGAUGGUUGGAUCAUUGUCGAUUUACCAGAAGCAUUACCGUCACUUCACUGCCCCGCUGCUCGCCGGCAAGAGGCUGGCAGUAAUGUGAAAGAUUUCUUCGCAAGUGGAAAGAAGGAUACCAAGUUGGGUUUGGACGUUUUACCUAGUACGUAAGACAACCUAAACUCUCCUUAACCUUUUUUCUCAUUAUAAAACUGCAGUCUGAUAUCGAUAAUAUUAAUUCGUAAGGGUUAUACAGAUUUCAUUUACCGUUUUGUAUUAUUAUCAUCCUUUUUAGGUACCAUGAAACUCAACGAAGGCCUCUAUAUUAUAUGUCUUUUUAAAAGACGGAUAAUUGCCAGGGAUAAACUUGAGCAUGCUCUAUACAUUAUCCCCGUUCACAAAUAUCAUGAGGUUAGUCAUGUGAAUUAUCUGUAUCUAUGACACGGUGUAUUUGUGUCAUGCUCAAUACCUGACGGAUAUUUUUUGUAUUGUAGAUAUUUCCCAAAAUUAAAAGGCAUGAAGCACUUGUUUGUCAUGGAACAGAAUUUCCUAUGGGGGAAGAAGACAAACCCAUGCAGCAAUGUAAACUUCAUCGACAAUUAAUAAUUGCUGACAAAUUAUAUGUCAAGUUUGAAAUGGUUGUUGGUCAGGUAUUCUCAGUUGAGGAACCUUGCACGGUAUGUUGUAAAAUUAACUGAUCAUAGCGUUAGUACAUAAGUGCUAAAAUUCUUAAAAAAUUAAGCAGUUAUUCCGUGUAGGUUUACUUUAAUGACAGCGAUAAGAAGUUCGCUCUCCUUGCGUAAAACUUUACUCAACAAAGCUGUUCAAACUGAAACACGAGAAAACCCACUACAGACUAUUGAAAGUGUGCUAAACAACAACACGACUAAUAGAAAAAUAUAUUUAAGUGUAACCUGAUUUUGAAAAGAAAACAAUCCGUUCAUUAAUUUUACAAACGCGUAUGCGUUUAUAUAUUUUGUUCUAGCUUAUGUAUUGUAAUAAGUCUUAAGUAGUUUCAUUAUGUUAGUACAGUGUCGCGAUUUGUAGAUGAUGAUGGCCAGCUAGAGGUUAGACGGUUGAAUAAAGGUCUUGAAUGACUGAUGGUUUUAUACUGAUUGUAAAUACGUGAUUUAGCAACUGAAGGUUGCCACAAGUACUGAGUAAGGUAAAUUAUAGGAAAAUUUAUCUUCUUUUAAGGAGCAGGGAAUUAAAAAAAUUAAAUAGGAAAUAAUUAUAGUUAUUGGCAAGGUCAGUUACAAUUGUAACUCUGUUUUUUGGUGUUUCAUGAGAUAAUAAAAGAGGCAUGUUUCAACCAGAAAAGUAUUAAGUGGUUAAUCGAUUUGAUACAAGAUGCUCUAGGAAACCAUAUCCCUAGAUGAACAUAUACAAGAGACGAAUAUUCACGCUAUGUGAAAGAGUUGAAAAUGAAGCAAAAUGUAAAUGCAAGCUAGGUCAAAAAAAUGGUUUAGAGGCGAGGCCAAAGGCAUGUGGAAGUCAAAGAAUUUUGAUUUGUCAUGAGUGGUUGCCCUGAAAAAGGGCAUUGCUAUAUGUGUUCUCUAAUUGAACCACACCAAGUAUAAUUUGGACUAAUUUAUAAAAUUGCUUCUUAUUUCUUCUACAUUGCAGAGAACUGUAACUGUUGCUGACAUCAUUUCUCAGAGUAAUGAGCGCAUCACAGCUGGAUUCUCAGUUGAAGUUUUGAUCAAAUGCCUUGGUGGCAGAGACAAGCUCUACGAGGACAGUGUUAGAGUAACGCUCCAAACUGGAAGCACAACUAUAUGUUUAAUUUUUCCUGUUGCUGUAAGCUACGUUCCUCAGAAUUCCUGCCUUAGUAUCUACAAUUUGACAGAUUUUGAGCAUAGUAAUUGAGCUACAUUAAGUGAAAAUUGCCAUUAAGUUUGGGUCAAGUUCUCAUGUCAAUAGCAUCUCUCACAAUGUGUAGAGUAAGUUUGAUUUCUAGAACCUGCUUGCAUGGUGUGACGUAAUUCAAAGGUACUGCCCAGUUAACCUACUUGUGGUACAGUUUAGUUAACAUGUAUUUGGAAAUAUUAUUUUUUUAGGUAAUUUAUCUACAUCUUCCAGUUAUAGAAGCAGAUCGUAUUUAUUGUUAAGUAUUUUUUUUUUGUCAUUUCCAGUAUUACGAAGCAAGCAAUUCUCCUUGGCCACGUGGUUGUCCAGGUAUAGAGUCGUUAGUUGUUGUUUAGUUCAAUUUUUCUUCCAUUCAUCGUUUAUUGCUGUUUACGGGUGCAAAUUGGUUUUAUUAAUUCAUUAACCAAGAAAGAAGUGAGCAGCAGAGUUCCCACCAUCUAUGACCUAUAUUCUGAAAUAUUAAAAAAGUUAUGUUUUGUAGUUUUUAAAGGUACAUAGAUUUGAUAGAUGGGUAGAUGGGUGUGUAUUUUCGUCUAUAUUGUGAAAAUCAAGUGGUUUUUUACCGUGUGUGUAUUUACGAAUUUCAUACAUAAUUCAGUUCUACUUGAAUUUGGUCUUCCUUGCAAUGGGAAAUGCUGUUUUAGAAAAAAGCUUUUUAGUAAUAAUGAGAUAGUGAUGCUAACAAAAAUGUCCUUAUUUUUCAGUCACAACUAUGCCAGAUGAGGACAGAGACGCCUUGCGCUCUUGUCUAGUUGAACUUCUGGACAAUAUUGGUGAUCCAAUAUCACUCUGUGACCACUUGUACCAACACAGAAUUCUUGAUACUGAUGACGUGGAUCACGUCAUGUCUUUACGCACGAAGAAGGAACGCAAUUCUCAUUUGUUGCGUACCAUUCAGACAAAAGGAAAUGUCCUUGACUUUGUCAUCAAAGUUAUGCAAUCCAAGCGUGAAAAUCAAGGAGCAGCUGCCAUUUUACAGAAAAAGAGACACAAUGGAGCUGAUAUAUGAAGCUAGUUGAUGGCUUCAUGGAAGUCAUAUUCGUUAAAUGAUAAUCAUCAGAUUUCAUUUUGCUACUCACCUAUGCAGUAUGGCAGAAAGCUAUACACAUGAAACAAAGGCGUUUUGCCUUUCUCGUGGAAAGAGUGCAAUAAUAUUUUAUUUGAAAGCCUUUAAACUUAGAGUCACUCUCAAACGUGUGAUAUUAAUAGUUGUUAGUAUGAUCUCAAGGAUGGUUACUUUCAAAAACAAUCGUUCUUAACAUAAAGUGUAUUUAUUGUUUGUUGUUGACAUCGUACUCUGUGGUUUGUGAAGCCAACAAUUUGUUCUGACAGGUGGAAUGCCCAUAUCUUGCAAACCUGUGCAGUCCUUUUUAAUCAUCUUGUCCAAUGCAAGUUGGUUAAUAUUAGUAAUAUCCCUAGUACGUGUUAAUUUUGCUGUUCUUUUUUGUAAUAGCUAGUGAGAUCAUUUUACUUUUUAACAGUUUUACUAUCAUAUUGCUUUCAAUUUCAGCUUUAGAUAUACUACUUGUUGUAAAUGACAUGCAUAGCUAAAUAUGUCAAAGUUUGGAAGUUUAGACUGAAUAGUUAUUUCGAGAUUGGAUUCGCAUUUAUGAUGUUCAACAGAUGUGACUGAAUGUGAUGACUGUGUCAGGAAGAAAAAAACGAGCAUCAGUAACAAUAUCGUACCCUUUUUCAUUAUAAGAGGAGAGCUAAUGAUGCCAGUUGUAGUCCUUGCGUGAACAGUUUUGGUUUAUUUCUAUUGGGUGCAUUAUGGCAGUUGUAAAGAAAACUGAUCACAUCCGGGGACCUGCCAUGUUUUGGACUAGCCCUGCUCCAGUAGUAGGAUAAUAUCUAGUUCUUAGACACCAACAUGACACUGAUUAAUCUAUUGAAAGGUGUCAGCAUCACUUCAGGCAAGUGAGGCAAGAGAAAAAUGUUUUUAAUAUGUGAAACACACAUUUGAUUUGACCUUGUUGUCAACCUGUAUAUAAAAAUAUUGAUUAAGCUGUGUCACCGUGUAAAGGUGGAUUCAAUAUUUUGUCCAUGAAAAGUUGCUUCAUUGUUCUUUUUUUACUAUUUUGGGAUAUAUAUUUUUUAAAAUAAGGGUGUAUUUCAGAAAAAUAGAAUUAACAUUUGUAUAAAAAAUCAGGAAUUUCCUUUAACUGGAAAUAAUUUAAUUGCUUUUUGGUAGGUAUUUAAAGAGCGCUGCCAACUUAGUCAUUCAGUGCCCA
This is a messenger RNA of Porites lobata, 4848 nucleotides long. NCBI's taxonomy places the organism in Eukaryota, Metazoa, Cnidaria, Anthozoa, Scleractinia, Poritidae. The record is from the annotation of a GenBank genome assembly.